UUGAUUAUCUCGUGGAUAUUCCUCUGGGUUCUUGUCAUGUGAUACAUUUUCAAGCCUAGGAGUUACUCGACGACUUCCCUUUUUCCAGCUGCAACUUUUGCGUGUUACUAGAAUGCUUCCACAGCUUAGCUAAUGCAUUUUUCAAAAUUUAGAGAUCCUCCGUUGCCGUCUGCUGUCUCAGCAGGAGCCUGUAUUGAAAUAUAUAAAUAAACUAACAAAUUCAGACUAGGGAUCUGUUUAGCCCGUGAGCUAGCCUUGCGUGCACAGGAAUUCGCGAAAUCUGGUGCCCACUGCUGAAAAAUCGAUGGCUUGGAAGCGAGACCUUGGAGCAUCUUGGAAGGAACCAUGGAGCGAAACUCACUCUUACCAGACGUGCGGGACACGGACACCUCUGCGCCGGACCGGUAUAAAACCGAACCCCCCGCACAGGAUUCACCGGGAAAACCGGUGCUCCGGCACAUGUCAGUCGGCGAGAAGACGGCCGAGGCGCCGGCCAACGACGGCGGCGGUAGCCAGCCGAAGGCGGCGCCGGCCCGCGGGAGCGCCCGGUUCGAGCGCCUCCUGUCCGGGCUGGGCGCCGGUCCGCUCGUGGACGUGGAGCCCGACAAGGUCAAGGACGAGAUCCGGCGAUGGGCCAAGAAGGUGGCGGCGCUGGUGCGCCAGCUCAGCUUCGGUGCCUGGCCGGAGAAGGGCGACGGCUCGUCGGAGCAGCAGGGCGCGAGCGAUGAUACGUCCGCAGGCUGAGCAGCUAAAGCUGGAGAUUAACUUUCGCACGCUGUAACCAUAAAACUUCGCUGACAUGCUUACAGACGUCGCCGGGCAACA
Molecule: messenger RNA, 825 nt
Organism: Panicum hallii
Lineage: Eukaryota; Viridiplantae; Streptophyta; Magnoliopsida; Poales; Poaceae
Exons: 1
Coding region: 346-744 (132 amino acids)
Source: RefSeq, a predicted model, not a curated record